Nicrophorus vespilloides is the source of this 1784-nucleotide messenger RNA. RefSeq lists its product as uncharacterized. Lineage: Eukaryota; Metazoa; Arthropoda; Insecta; Coleoptera; Silphidae. The transcript has 4 exons. The record is from RefSeq and is a predicted model, not a curated record. Bases 198 to 770 code for a protein of 190 amino acids.
CGUGCGAUCACAUACCAUCGCGAAAUCGACACAAAUCAACAAGCAUACCAAUAAUACACUGUGCACAAUUCCACUCAUAUCAGGCAUAGCUGUCAUACGUUUGAGACGUUAACUGUUCGAAACUAUCGCUGCAGAGAAGAUCUCCAAUUUCCAGUUGCUGUUUUGUGCUUCCAGUUGCAGAAGAAACGAAACAGAGCAUGGUGGGCUGGGUGACAAAAGUAAUAGCUUUGGCGACAUUACAAUAUAUCGCUCCAUCGUAUGGCUCUCCAUUGCCACUGGACGUCGACUCUAUUAAUGGAAACUACUUAGAUGCGGGCUCGUUUGCCCCUGCAGACGUCGUUUCAGAUCUGGGGGCAGUCGAAGGUCUGAACGAGGAUGAGAAGCUGCAGCAAAUUGGAAAUUAUCUGACCGAGUUGCUGCUGCUGCCUUGGAACGGGAAAGGAUUGCCGAUACUUUACGUGGAGGACGAGUCGGAGGACAGAAGUAUUUAUGACGGAAUGGAUUAUUCUCAAGGUUUUGAUCAAGAGAUGGCCCAUAGAGCGCCCUUAAAGAGAUCCCGAUUCUACCGCAAAUAUCCGUGGAAGAGGCAGAACGCCAGGGCUUACGACGCCGAAAAUCGUUACUUGUGUCAGCCCAGCAAGGACGAUGUCUUUCGAUUAAUUAUCGCUCUGCACGACACGCGCGUUGGCAGCAAAGGAAGAACCAUCAACUUCUGCAACAGGAAGCGACCGGCCACCGUAAUCUUCAGCAACAUCCGGUUCCUCGGCUGAAACGAAUUGCACGCAUACACAGAAGAAGAAAAAACGACUGAACUCCCGAAAAUAUAGGAAAUAUUUAUUUUUCUCGAAUCUAAGACAGUAUUAAAAUGUUUAUGCAUAUCGUAAAUAAUCAGUCCAUAAUUAAGCGAAAUAUAAAUAAUAAUGAUGAUGAUUCCUCACACGUAGAAAGCUUCGUUUCUUAUUUCAAAUCUAAAUCCUUAAAGACUGUUUUCAAUGUUUCUCUCGAUGUACAAGUUUCCUUUAAAUAACUUACUGUAUAUUAUAUAAUAACUAUGCGUAUAAAUGAGAUAGUUACGAGUUUCCAGAUUACAGAAUAAAUUUGUUAUCACAUGUUAUCUCUUUGAAUUCAAUGUUCUCAACUGUAGCGGCAUUCCUGAAUUUUAACUCCAGCUUGUCUGUUCCAUUAUAUGGCACGUCUGCACAAGAACGUUAUUUAAUCUUACUGAAAAAAAUAUAUCCUUACUUAUACUUACAUAUUGUACGUGGUGUAAUAGCGUUGCACUCGAGAACUUCACUUUUAUUCAAAAUAUAGUUGCAAAAUGAUUCACUGGUGUUUGACGAUUUCAAAUUCAUUACUACUCCGCACACAUCUAAAACUCCCACAUCCUACAUUUAGAAAGAAAAAUCAAAUCUAACGAAAAUCAAUUACCUUUCAAAUCUUUCCUCAAAAUCACGUUUACUUCAUCCACAACUUCCACUUUCUUAAAACCACCUUCAUUGGUAGCAUUAUCAAACAAAAGCAAUCUUUGCGCCGGAGGAAUUAUAUCUACAAGAAAUUAAAAAGUUUACUACAAACUAUUGAUACUUCAAUUAUUAUACCGCAGCCCUCAAUUUGCUGACCGCUUAGGUGUAAUUUUAAUCCUGUCUGAGCUUGCGACGAAACUUUAUUAUAGAGAAUCUCAAUUGAUCCCUCCACAAAUUCCAAACUUACUAAAAUUAAAAUCAAUUAUAAUCAUUAAUUAAUAUCCAAUUAUGUAUUCACUCACAGGUUCUGCCAGCUAAGUU